This is a messenger RNA of Aspergillus eucalypticola CBS 122712, 347 nucleotides long. RefSeq lists its product as uncharacterized. The transcript has a single exon. NCBI's taxonomy places the organism in Eukaryota, Fungi, Ascomycota, Eurotiomycetes, Eurotiales, Aspergillaceae. Bases 117 to 290 code for a protein of 57 amino acids. The record is from RefSeq and is a predicted model, not a curated record.
GGACGAGCUUCACGACGUGCAUGACGACAGCGCAUAUGGUUUCUAUCUAUCUAAACAACUCUCUCUCUCACUCACUCCGGCGUCCCUGAUGUUUUCCUGGAUGGUUCGUUAUUCGUAUGUAUCAACUACUUCUGGGCGAUUUCUGUGCUGUACUUGUCAUAUAUUUCUUCUUCCACAUUAUUCUUCGAAACAUAUUAGUCAUGGGACUAGUACUACCUGAGGUUGACAUUUCCACAUUCAACGCCAUGAAGUGGGGUGGGAUGUAUUUGAGAGGCAUGCACAUGACGUGAACAGACUGAGUCGGGUGGGUAGGUGUCUAAAAUUGACAAGUUGUGGGAGACUGUAUG